UGCCAACCCACCUUUCUCAAAGCCGGGAACCCACCAUCAUCUUCUUGCAGGGUUGCAUGGUUGGCUACUCCAAGGAGCUAAUUCUCUACAAGAAAAAUAUCAAAAUCGCUCACAUUGCUCCAUUUUAUGAGAUUACUCUAAGGAAAGGAAACAACAUGAAACUUCUCCUCUGCUAACAAGUAAAAUCACACACCUUCAUCAUCCUCAGCAGCAGCAGCAGCAGCAUCAGCAUUAGAAUUCAGAUAAUUAAUGGCGACACUUGUAAUGGCUUUGAGACUCAUUGGAAGGUUGGUGAACGAUGUGGUGAGUUUCGUCAUAUUCUCAGCGUUGGACGUUCUGGACGUGUUCCUCUGUUUUGUUUACAAGCUGGCAGAUUACGCAUUGGAAGCCGAAUGGAGGCCCUGUUACUGCUCCAACUCCCCUAAAGACAUGAUCACAAGCAGUGGUAAGAUUCUUGUCUCCGAGAACGGUGGUUCCAAAGUUGUCUUCCUCUGUUCCAGCAAGCUUCAACUGGAUGACAUCUCCGACACGCUCUAUUUCCGUCCAUCACUCGCGUCCGAGAUCUCCAGGUCGACUGUUCGAGAGCUCCGCAGGCACAAGGCCGAGCGUGGCACCACAUUCACGAUCAACUCCACGAUCAUCGAGAUGCUACAAGAGAAAAUAGGUGGACGGCAAGCCAAAUUGUCUACAUGUUGGUCUGACUGUGACUGCAAGACGUGCAGUGGUUGGAGUUCUCCGGGCGUGCCCCCUCGUGACACCCUCUUCGUGCGCGCAGAAGGCGCUACGGCACCGGUCGAGGACGUGCUCUUCAUUCACGGGUUCAUCUCGUCUUCUGAGCUCUGGACCGAGACAGUGUUCCCAAACUUCUCCGAGGAAGCCAGGUCCAAGUAUCGUUUCAUCGCCAUUGAUUUGUUGGGCUUCGGGCGCAGCCCGAAACCAGGGGAUUCUCUAUACACGCUACGCGAGCACGUUGACAUGAUCGAGCGUUCCGUGCUGGAGCCGUUUAAAGUUGGAUCUUUCCACAUCGUGGCCCAUUCUCUCGGUUCCAUCCUUGCUAUUGCCCUUGCUGUUAAGUACCCUGGUGCUGUCAAAUCUCUCACCUUGAUUGCUCCGCCGUACUUUCCAGUGCCGAAAGGGGAACAAGGGACGCAGUACGUGCUGAGAAGGGUGGCGCCGAGGAGAGUGUGGCCGAUGAUGGCGUUUGGGUCAUCAGUGGCAUGCUGGUACGAGCAUAUAAGUCGCACUAUUUGCUUGCUCAUUUGCAAGAACCACCGGGUUUGGGAGUUCAUCUUCAAGUUGGUCACGCGCAACCGGUUCCGGACCUUCUUGAUGGAUGGUUUCUUUUGUCACACCCACAACGCUGCAUGGCACACGCUACACAACAUCAUUUGUGGCAGUGGAGGCAAGUUAGACGGCUAUCUUGACACAGUUAGGGACCAGCUCAACUGCGAAGUAACCGUGUUUCAUGGCAGCGCCGAUGUGCUCCUUCCGGUCGAGUGUAGCCACGCUGUCAAGUCCAAGAUCCCAAGAGCAAAUGUGAAGGUGGUCCAAGAUAAGGAUCACAUUACUAUCCUUGUGGGAAGGGAGAAGACUUUUGCUAGAGAACUAGAGGCCAUUUGGAGGAAAACUCAAACUAUGAAAUUAAAAGAAUUAUAGAGAUUAAAUUAAAAAACAAAAAUGGUGGAUAAAAUAAACAAGAACUUAGCGUGGAUCAUCACUUGCUUUCAUGACAGAAAAGAAGAAUCAGCUGGGAUUAAGUGGAGGUUUUUUACUCUUUUUUUUUUCUUCUUUUUUUGGGUUUUUUAUCUUUGUCUUUUGUUUUUAAAAUUUAUAUAUAUUUUCAAUAUCCACUUGCAAGUGUUGCGUUGGCUCGGGUUUAUUAGAUGUUGGUCAUUGUUCAAAUGUGAAUUGUAAAAAUACAAAAAGUAAGUUACUUAUUAUAAUAUAUACUACAAUAAAAAUUGCAA
Dioscorea cayenensis subsp. rotundata (Guinea yam) is the source of this 1967-nucleotide messenger RNA. RefSeq names its product probable lysophospholipase BODYGUARD 1. The transcript has 3 exons. NCBI's taxonomy places the organism in Eukaryota, Viridiplantae, Streptophyta, Magnoliopsida, Dioscoreales, Dioscoreaceae. Bases 250 to 1656 code for a protein of 468 amino acids. The record is from RefSeq and is a predicted model, not a curated record.